Molecule: messenger RNA, 1691 nt
Organism: Sclerotinia trifoliorum
Lineage: Eukaryota; Fungi; Ascomycota; Leotiomycetes; Helotiales; Sclerotiniaceae
Source: the annotation of a GenBank genome assembly
UUUUUUGUUGAGAUCACUGGGGGUGCGGGCAUGUUUAUAGGUCGGAUGUAUGGUUUCUCCGUGCCUCGGUUGCUAGGUAGGUUGUGGGUUAAUGUUCGAUAAUUUAUUUGGUACUGUACAGAUUUGAGAUUUGGACUUUUAUUAUUUACUUGACUACUUACUUUCUUUUCUGCGUGUGGUGUAUUUGUGCAAUUUUCGUUCGGGUUCUUCUUCUUAUCUGGAUAACUGAUCAUCUCAUCAAAUAGAUUUGCCAAUUUGUGAAGCUGCAGACUCGCAAGUUCGGAAUCUCACCUCCUUAAUAAUGGCUUCCGCUACUCGUCUCCCUCUCAAAUCUAUCAUUUUUACUACGGCUGUCGUGGCGGCUGCGGGCAUCUCUCAUGUUAAUAUACAUAAAUUACUUGUCGAUACGUUUACCGGUCCAGGGAGUUAUUCGAGGAUCGCUGCUACGGUGGUUGUAUUAGCCAAUUUGAAAAGUUUGCCGGGAGUUUGGCAUGUAUGUUUUUCUUUCUUUUACCUUUUCUUUCCGCUCCUCUCAACUAUCUAUAAACAGCAAGACACGAAAACUAACAACAGUCCAGUUCAGAGUCUGGAACGCAAUCCUCAAACACCUCAUUUUGACCACCCCCAACAUCCCCUCCAAUCUCGGCCCGGCAUCACUCUUUCUCCCCGUAAUAACCACUUCCCAUGCUCCCCUCUGGGAAUGCGACUACAACCUCCACAAAUCUAACAGUACAUAUUUCUCGGACCUCGACGUCACUCGAUCUCAUAUCAUCUGCUGUCUUCUAGAACCCGGUAUCCAUGCCCUCCAAAAAAACACCUCCAAUAAACUCGUACUCGACAAAGAAGGAAAUGCAGUCAAAGGUCGUUGGGGCAUUAUGCUCGGUGGCGUAAUGUGUAAUUUCAAACGCGAGAUAGGCAUUUAUCAACAAUAUGAAAUGUGGAGUCGAGUUCUGUGUUGGGAUCGAAAGUGGAUUUAUGUUGUUACGCAUUUUGUGAAGCAGGGGACGGUUAGACCGAGAGGUUUUGUUUUAAGUGAUGGAUCGUGGUUUGGAGGCCGGAAUGCGAGGUUUGAGGAAGUUGAAGGCGAGGGAAAGGCGGAUCAGAACGAUAUUGAGUUGGAUGAGAAGGCUAUUUUCGCGAGCGCGGUUAGCAAGUAUGUGAUGAAAUUGGGAAGAUUAACCGUUCAUCCCGAGGUGGUGUUGAAUGCCAGUGGGUUGCUGCCUGAGAGGCCGGGCGGUUGGCAUAAUAUGGAUAAUUCCGGGGCAUCGACACCGGAAAUGGAGGAGAGUUUUGUGGAUGCUAAGGUUGAGGAGGAGGAGGUCGAGGAAGUGGAGAAAGAGGCGAAUGAAUGGGAUUGGAGGAGGGUUGAGAGCGAAAAUAAGAGAGGAUUACAAUUUGCCGAACAUUUUGCUGCGAUGGAGGGAUUGCAUCAGGAGUUUUCUGGAAGUCAGGCACCCGCGUUGGGGAAAUAUAGGGAUUUGUUGUAAUGCUUUUUUGAGGGGCUUGUGAGAAGUGGGGAAAUUAGACUACGUUGGUAUAUAAUUGGGAAAUAGAAUAGAUUUGAUUAGACUAGAUUAGAAUAGAAUAGAAUAGGAUAUAUGGAUGGGCUAUAUAGACGGCACAGAAUUAUAGAGGCUAAUAGGUACUCAUAUAGAUAGAAUCUCAAGACAAAUUUUAAUUUUGCAAUCCAG